Molecule: messenger RNA, 2677 nt
Organism: Cryptomeria japonica (Japanese cedar)
Lineage: Eukaryota; Viridiplantae; Streptophyta; Pinopsida; Cupressales; Cupressaceae
Exons: 11
Coding region: 208-2439 (743 amino acids)
Molecular function (GO): FAD binding
Source: RefSeq, a predicted model, not a curated record
AAGCGAAAUUAGCCACAAAGACUAUGAUGGCUACAGCUCUGAAUCCAUAGGCUCCAAUUGGUCUCGCAGACAUACAUUCAAAUCUUUCUCAUUUAUUCAAUAAUGUAAUUUCAUUCUACGAUACAUUUCGUUCAAUUGCUACAAUCUGAAAUUUGGUUGGCCAUAUUAUUACACGAACACCGAAAGGAUUUUUGCAGACUAAAAUUGAUGGCGUGGCUGGUAGGCAGUGCACGUUUGCCUCUCUUUUACGUUUUACAAGGGCGAAGGAAAAUUUACAGAGGAAUAUCUCGUGGGAUGAGCUUGGCAAGUGCGGAAGAACAUGUGCCUGUGCUGAUUGUGGGAGCAGGCCCCGUUGGCCUUGUUCUUUCUCUUCUGCUCACUAAAUUAGGGGUCAAAUGUGCAGUCAUAGAGAAAAGUCAGCAGUUCAAACAACACCCUCAAGCUCAUUUCAUUAACAACAGAACUAUGGAGGUGUUUCGUAAACUGGAUGGUUUGUCGGAGGAGAUAGAAGAAUUACAACCCUCAGUGGAGCAGUGGAGAAGAUUCAUAUAUUGUACUUGUCUAUCUGGAACUAUGUUGGGUACAGUUGAUCACAUGCAACCCAGUGACUUAGGACAAACAAGGAGCCCAACAUCUGUUGCCCAUUUUUCACAGCAUCGACUUGUUCCUCUGCUACUUAAAAGAUUGGAAAAGCUUGGUUUUAGCAUUUACUCUGGGGACAAUCAAUUAAAUGAAGGAUAUAGAAAUUUUGGAUCACCAAUUGGAAAAGUUAAUUUAGGUCAUGAAUGUGUCUCCAUAAAUCCUACAUCCAAUGGGAUCAAGGCUGCAAUUUAUUGUGUUGAAAAUGGAUUAAAGGUUCUGAAGAACUUUCACUGCAGUUUUUUGAUUGGAGCAGAUGGAGCAGGAAGUACUGUGAGAAAAUUGAUGGGAAUAAAUUUGAAAGGUGAAGAGGACAUGCAGAAAUUGAUAAGUGUACAUUUCUUGAGUAAGGAGCUCGGACGUAUUCUCUCAAAAAACAGGCCUGGAAUGCUAUAUUUUGUUUUUAACCCCAAAAUAAUUGGUGUGGUUGUUGCUCAUGACCUAAAUGAAGGAGAAUUUGUAGUUCAGAUACCUUUUUAUCCUCCUCAACAAUGUUUUGAAGACUUCAGUACUGAGGUAUGCAGGGAACACAUUUUCAAUCUGGUUGGAAAUGAUAAUGUGGACUUAGAAAUAAAAUCCGUAAAGCAAUGGGCGAUGCAUGCUGAGGUUGCUGAAAAGUUUAUAUGUGGCAACUGUCGGGUCAUACUUGUUGGUGACGCUGCUCACCGUUUUCCUCCAGCAGGGGGGUUUGGAAUGAACACAGGCAUACAGGAUGCUCAUAAUUUAGCUUGGAAAUUAGCUUCUGUCUUGAAUGGGCUUGCCUCACCUGACUUACUCACCACUUAUGAAAUGGAGCGCAAACCGAUAGCAGAAUUCAACACAGCUCUCAGUGUGGCAAAUUUCAAGGCAGCAAUUUCUGUUCCUUCAGCAUUGGGUCUUAACCCAAAUAUUGCAAAUUCAGUGCAUCAGACAGUGAAUGGGAUUGGUUCCAUUCUUCCAAGUCGGUUGCAAACAGUACUUUUGGAGAGCAUUUUUGCACUAGGGCGUGCACAACUGUCAGCUCCUCUCCUUAGCAGGUAUAAUCCAAUAGGAUCUGCAAGGCUUGAAAGAGUGAAACAUAUCUUAGAAGAUGGCCAGAGCCUUCAGCUCCAAUUUCCUGCAGAGGAUCUUGGUUUCAGAUAUGAACAAGGCUGUCUGGUUCCUGAAGGGAACAUGUCAAAUGAUACAUCAGAGGAAAAACCUACUGGAAGGCGUAGAGAUUAUAUUCCGUCGUCUAAGCCUGGAUCACGCUUGCCACACACGCAAUUAAGGAUUAUAGGUCAAAACAGAUUCCAUCUAACCAAGGGUAUCUGCUCAACUUUGGACCUAGUUCCUGGACAUAUGCUUGAGUUUCUUCUCAUUAUUGCACCUGAUAAAAGAUCCUAUGUUUGGGCUCAUGCUGCACUUAAAAUGGCAAAGGCUUGCAAAUUUCCUUUAAAGGUCUGUAUUAUGUGGCCACAAGAAUCUUCUCACAAUGCUCUUUGUAACCAACCCAUACAUGAAUAUCAUGAAAAUAAAAUGCUGAUAACACCACAAAGGCAAUCGAUAGAUGAGGGAGGUUCUGUGGUUGCAGAGGAUUGGAGGAGAAUGAACAGAGAAUCUGUGAUUGAUGCUGAGGACAUCACAGGGUCAUGGUGGGAUUUAUGUAAAAUGCCAAAUCAAGGUGCAAUUUUGGUUAGGCCAGAUGAACAUAUCGCAUGGAGGUCAGAUUUCAGUUUCAAUGAAGAUGCAUUGGAUGAGCUAAACAGAGUGUUCUCGAUAUUGUUAAAGAAGCCCGCUUUGGAUGCUGGCCAAAUAUUACAGAUUAAAUCAAAUCCAUAACUAGCCCAGAUUCUGCUAUAAUAAUUUCAUGUAUAGUCACUGGGAUGCAUUUAUUUCUGGAUUGCUUUUGUAAGCACCUUUUUUGUGUCACUUUCUAUACUAUGUAUAGAGAUUAGCAUGUUUUAGUUAAGAAAUCCGUAAGCCCAUAUAGAGAACUUCACCUUCAUGAAAUGUUAUUACAAUGACGCCAUCUUCUGUUACUUUGGUAAUAUAAUUAAACUUAAAUUUUUUGGUAUUA